GGUAUGAAAAAGCGAAAAAAAUAAAACCAUCGACGGAAACCAAACCAAAGAAGUAAUAGAUCAAAAAUAUUUGAUAAAAUAAAGGUCUAAUAGUACAUAGAAAUCAUUAGCGAAAAAAAACGAAAAUCCAGCCGAAAACCUUAAUAAAAAUUUCAUAAAAAGCAAAUCCGUUGAAAAACGUAAUUUUGUGAAAAUUUAAGCAAAAAUUGCGUGCUGUAAAAAAAUAUUUAGCCAAAAUGACAAGAUUUCGAAAAUUUCCCAACGUCGUGCCAGACCUUGGUGAAUUUUUGCAACACCCACAAAGGGUACGGCAUUAAAUUUAUGGCUUUCAUAAUCACUGCUAAUUCAUUUCAAAUUGUAAAAAAUAUUUACAACGGCAAAUUGUUUUACAAUUGCAAUUCCUGUUUUGUGUUAAAACCAAAAUCGGCAGCAAAAAGCCAAGCAUUAAAAAAAUACAUAUUAAGGCGAAAUAACAGCCACAAUAAUAAAAGUUAAUAUCGUACCAUUACAAAUUCACCCAAAUUCUUACAAACAAAACGAGUUGAACGGAAACCAACUCAGAGUGCGAAGAGAAAAAUUACCGAAAAACCCAACGGUCGGUCAGGGACAAGUAACGUUAACCACGGAAUUAGCUGUGAUUCCGCUACAUUGGCCACCGAAUGGAUAAUGGGUAUUUGCUUAGACACAGAUGCCAGUGCAGCACAGGACACCGGCGAACAAGGCAACGAAUGGAAUCGUACACAGAAUCAGAACAGUGCCAACGCUGGACGUAUUGCCGGAUCGGCGAACAUAAACGCUACAGAUAUGCAAAAUGUUGGAAAAAUAAAAUUCGAUCCGCCCAAAGUGCCAGUGAUAUUUGUUUUAGGCGGCCCAGGUAGUGGCAAAGUCACCCACUGCGACACCUUUAUGCAAGAGCGCCGUGGGGUAAUACACAUAAAUAUGAUGGAUCUAUUGCAACAAUAUGCCAUGGGAAACGAUAUGCAAGACUUUUCACAAUUAUCUUCAAAAACCGUUACCGAAGUUUUAAUGUUAGAAAUGAAAAUGGCUCCAGCUGCCAAAGCCUAUCUUAUCUCAGGAUAUCCACGCUCCAUGAGGGAUGUCGUGGAAUAUUCCGAGAAGAUACAAGUAGUAAAUGGUGUUAUACUGAUAUCCUGGCGUCAGUCGGUAUUACAAAAACAAAUCGAUUAUGGCGCCAAGUUGGGUCAUGUCGUACUCUCCUUAGCCAAAAUGGAAUUAGAAAAUUUCUUCAAAAAUGUUAUGCCAGUUGCCGAUUAUUUUGAUCAAAGUGAUAUGCUAAUAGCGGUUAAUGGUGAACGUGCUCCCUCAGAAGUGUACAAAGAUUUCCGCUCGGCUGUGCUUGACAUAUUAAGCUCAUUGGAAAAUCAGGAGGCCAUUCUCAAUGGAGUUACAGGUAUGGGCAGAGGGAUAAAUGAUAUACCCGGCAGUAUAGUUAGCGUAGACACGGCACCUAGUCAAGCAGCACAGAAUAUUCAAGGAAAUCAUAAUUAUAACGCUGGUCAAAUUUCAACAGUGCCAUCGAUGGAUGAACGGAAUAUAACAAAUGCCGUUAUAUCACACAUAGCCUCUAAUGCUGCCCAAGCGGUGGGUUCGGCGAAUGCGGCUGGAGCCAUUACCAGGCAGCCAUUAUUAACAAAUGCUGCCACCUCAAUGAGCACCAAUAUGAAUGGCAUACCUCCGGUUAUAUGGGUCAUAGGUGGUCCAGGUAGUAAUAAGGCCACCUUAUGUAUGAAAGCGGUGGGUUUGAAUCCAGGUUGGGCUCAUUUUAGUGUGGGUCGUCUUUUACGCAGUAUCACCGAUGCAGCGCCACGUGCCAAUACAGAAAGUUAUGCAGUUAAAGAAGCUUUGGCAGCUGGUGAAAUGGCACCAGAGAAAGCUAUAAAUACCAUAUUGGAAACUAAUUUAAGGCAAAAUUCCGAUAAACUGGGCAUAAUACUCGAUGGUUAUCCGAGGAAUAUGCAACAAGUUAAAUAUUUUGAGGAAAAGUACAAACAGCGACCUCCCAUAAUACUGUUGGAUUGUUCAAAACUUCAGCUGGGUCGAGGACGUAUUGAUGAUACCGUUUCUUCAUUUCGGCGACGGCUUGAACUAUUUCGGGAGCAAACUUUGCCCAUGCUUAAAGCUAUGGACAAUAGUAACCGUUUGCAAAUUAUUGAUGGUGAUACCGACAGUCCGUCUGUUCAGCGGGAAUUCGAAAAGUCCAUACGUAACCACAUACAAAAUUUUACAGGUGCUUUUGCCAAUAACAUCCACCAAAGUCAACAAACGGGUAUUGCGGUAUCAGCUACCCGCAUGGACCACCAAACCGACGCCAUCCUACAGGAUCUUGAAAAUAAUGUGCCUGGUGCAGUGCCAACUAUAAGCCAUCAUGUAAGUCUCAUGAAUGGCCACUUGAAGAACCGCAAUCUAAGCGGCAAUCAAUUAGCGAAUAAUACCAAAGUCCCUUCGACAUAUAUGAAUGGUAACAUCGGCCAAACGGGCCAGCAUAUGGAAUUCCGCCACAUGUUGGAGGAAGCCGAACGAUAUCCAGUCGAUUCGUAUAUGUAAGAGUCAACCGGCCAAGGAGCAAAAGAUGCGGAGCUGGGUCUCCUCAAUAGCAUCUACCAGCCGGUAGAGCAUCCUUAGCAAGAUGCUUAAAAAUUAGUCAUUUAAGUUGCAUCAGGUUAAGGACAAUUUUAAAUUGAUUCAACACUAAUUUGUAAUUGUUCCAUGAAAUAUUUUGCAUGUGACAUGGACCAAAUUAUGUUUUCAAACUGAAAACAAAACAAAAUCUAUUUAAAUUUUAAGAACUCGUCAAUGGUUUUGAGCUUUACAACAGAAUACCAAAAAAAAAAACAAAACGAAAAUACAAAUCUUUAUUUAGAGACAUUUUUUCGAACUAGGUUUUAGUAGUGUAAGAACAACAUCCAAAAAACGUUAGUGGUAUGAAACUGAAUUCAAACUUUCAUACAUUUACAACAUUUUAGAACAUCACAUACACCUUUAAUUUGAUAUAUUUUUUAACUAUUUUAUUAUUUAUUAUCUGUUUAAUGAUAAGCGCUGAGUUUGCAAUUGAAUUGCUUUAGUCAUAUAUAAGACCAAUUUUGAAAUUGAAACUCUCAAAGGUUUUGCUGGGUUAUUGAUUUAGUUGGUAUUAUACUUAGCAUACCUUUAGGAUAGUGUCUAAGUUGU
Molecule: messenger RNA, 3189 nt
Organism: Stomoxys calcitrans (stable fly)
Lineage: Eukaryota; Metazoa; Arthropoda; Insecta; Diptera; Muscidae
Product: adenylate kinase isoenzyme 5
Exons: 8
Coding region: 667-2565 (632 amino acids)
Biological process (GO): CDP biosynthetic process; UDP biosynthetic process
Cellular component (GO): nucleus; cytoplasm
Molecular function (GO): UMP kinase activity; ATP binding
Source: RefSeq, a predicted model, not a curated record